Molecule: messenger RNA, 609 nt
Organism: Fonsecaea pedrosoi CBS 271.37
Lineage: Eukaryota; Fungi; Ascomycota; Eurotiomycetes; Chaetothyriales; Herpotrichiellaceae
Exons: 3
Coding region: 1-609 (202 amino acids)
Molecular function (GO): oxidoreductase activity, acting on the CH-OH group of donors, NAD or NADP as acceptor
Source: RefSeq, a predicted model, not a curated record
AUGGCCACCCAAAUUCCUCGCGUUCCAACGUCACAGCUCUUCUCUUUAGAAGGUAAAACAGUGGUUGCCACUGGAGGUACCGGCGGCCUCGGGUUGGAAAUCUGUAUCGCUCUUGCAGAGACCGGGGCCGAUAUCGUGUCCAUCCAUCUUCCCCGGGACCCCGGCCAGACCACGCUGGAAGAAGCCGUGAGAAAACUCGGCAGGAAAGUUAUAGGGUUCGAGUGCGAUGUCGGAGACUCGAAGCAACUCCGGGAGACCUUUGACCGCAUGUGGAAGGCGGACGUCGUGCCGGACAUUCUUUUGAACUGUGCGGGCUUGAAUCGGAGGGGUCCCAUUGAGGACAUGACCGACGACAAGAUUGACCUGAUCUUCUCAGUCAACCUGAAAGGGGCCUACGUCGCCGCUCAAGAGUUCGGACAACGUUUGAUUAAACUUGGUCGGCCGGGAAAGAUCAUCAACUUUGGCUCUUUUACGUCUUACGUGGCAAUGACCAACGUCUCGGCAUAUGCGGCGACCAAAGGAGGAGUUUUACAAAUGACCAAAGCUUUCAGUAAUGAGUGGGCGUGCCACGGAAUUCAGGCAAGUAUAGUGUCAUGUUCAUACACAUGA